GAAUCUAGUUGUUUAGUGACAGGAAGAAGUAGUUGGACAUUUAUAAGUGUGCUUGACUGCUAUAGUAUAUACAAUAGAGAUUUUCUGUGAGAUCACAGAAAAAAACAAGAACUUACGAAAUUUUGAAGAAACUAUUUUCAAGUUUAUCUGAGACAGUGGAAAGAAAAGGAGAGACCAACUCGAAGACCACACAACCUAACCAGCUCCAUCUGGUCACUUCAAGGGGAACACAGUUCAGCCAUUCGGAUCUAAUCAAGUGUAUUGUGAUGGCAGAUUACCGGUGAAAUAUUUACAUGGUUGCUGAGAGCCCAUCCUUGAUACUGGCUCACACUUUAUUUGCCUCUGAAGGAAAUAUUAUAAAAGGAAAGUUCACUGUAAAAAUAAUUUUUCAAAGUUGUUAUAUUAUUGGAGUAUGUUUUACAAGAAAAUAAUAUUUUAGUCUUCAUGUCAGUACUUUGACAAAAUUUCAUGUUUAAUUUAAUGUUACUCACCGUUUCUUUGUAAUUAUUUGUGAAAUUUACUAUCAAUUUCUGCUAUUUCCCUAUUUACUUUCAGUGAAAAGUUACAAAAAAUUAACAGAUGACAUGACUUCCCUACCGAAAAAUUAAAUUAAAUUAAAUAAUUCAUUCAUUGAUUUAUUCAUUCAUCCAUCCAUUCGGGGGUUAGGGAUAUAAAAGCAUUUUACAUCAGCUUCAAAUAACGUUGCUUUCUGAUUCCACCAGUUUUUCUGACGCCUUCCUGAUGGGAUCAGAUAACGAGACCAGCUCCUUUGGGAACUUGACAAACAACAUUGUGAGUAACAAUAUCUCUGUUACCUUUGGGGCCCUCAUCCUCAGCAUCGUCUUCCUCCUGGGUGUUCCUGGCAACCUCUUCAUUAUCUGGAGCAUCCUGGCAUGUGCCCGCAAACGCUCCGUCACUACCCUAUUCAUCCUCAACCUGGCUUGUGCAGACAGUUGUCUGAUGUGUCUGACGAUUUUCUUUAUAAUAUACCUAGCAAAGCAGAACUGGAUAUUUGGAACUGUCAUGUGCAAGCUGCUUUUUUACUUGUGCAAUACAAACAUGUAUGCUUCUAUUAUGAUCAUUACGCUGAUGAGUCUACACAGACUAGUGGCAGUGAUGUGGCCCACAUACUUGACUGCCUGCACUCGUAGACGGACAGUGUUACUUGUGCUCGGGGGCCUGUGGAUUGUCGUAUUUCUUUUGGCACUUCCUGCUUUAAUAUUCAGACGAACAGAAAAGAAUUACAAUGGGAAGGAACGCACUGUGUGUGCAACUCAUCACGAUUAUCCACAGCAAGGAGUAUUUCAAUACACACUUGAAACAGUGGUGGGCUUCCUGGUGCCUUAUGUGAUCAUAGUCAGCAGUUACGUGUGUAUUCUUCGCCGCCUCAGACAGACCAUGUUCAAGAGAAGGAUACGAAGUGAGAACCUUAUUCAAGCCAUUAUUGUGACGUUCUGCAUUUUUUGGCUUCCUUACCACUGUAUUAAUAUAGUGCAAGUGGCAGCAGCUCUUACAUCAGAUGGAUUACUCAAAAAGCAACUGGAUAACAUCUGGCAGUUCAGCCGUGCUGUUACGUCCGCUCUGGCUUUUAUCAGCAGUUGUGCCAAUCCUGUCCUCUACGCCUUUGCUGGACGCUCAUACAUCAAAGCUGAUGGCCUGGCAUUCAUGGCCAGACUCUUUGAGGGCACGGUCCUGGACUAUGGUGCACGGAGAAACCGUCAGAACAGAGAUGUCAUCAGGCUCUAAACCUCAUUGGAGUGCAGACACAAAAAUUAAUCUUGGACAAUAAAUUGUAUAGUUUUGCAUUGGUUUGUAUAUUGUGACUGAUACUGUAGACAACAGGUCAACAAUUUAAUCUAAAGGGAAAUCAGCCUAAAGAUCUAGUGUUUUUAAAUUUGAUUUAAGUUUAUAAACUUAGUCAUUGGAAUAACCAAAUCUAGACUUAUGUUGUGUGUAUAUAUAAAAUCUUCAACGUCGUUUGCACCGCA
Messenger RNA from Onychostoma macrolepis, 1988 nucleotides. RefSeq names its product leukotriene B4 receptor 2b (gene ltb4r2b). Lineage: Eukaryota; Metazoa; Chordata; Actinopteri; Cypriniformes; Cyprinidae. The transcript is spliced from 5 exons. Gene Ontology annotation, biological process: immune response; G protein-coupled receptor signaling pathway. Gene Ontology annotation, molecular function: leukotriene receptor activity. Bases 742 to 1746 code for a protein of 334 amino acids. The record is from RefSeq and is a predicted model, not a curated record. Gene Ontology annotation, cellular component: membrane.